UAUAGCGCCUGCAUCGUCGCGAGGUGUUGAGAUGUCGCUUUCUGGCUAGCUAAAAACAAAACAAACCCAAGAAGAGCAAAACAGUGAAUUUUGAUGAUGGCUGCAGAUUAUAUGCGACAAAAACUAACAUCAUUUACUGAAGCUGUGUUUCCAGUUAGAGGGGUUAGAGAUCAAAGGCAGCACCAUCUAUUAAGACCCGGUAAUGAGAUAGUCACUAGCCUGCCACUACAGAUGGCGUUAUACUUCAACGUUUUCUUCUUUCCUUUCUGGAUCAUAACCUGCAUUGUUAUGCUGGACCUCAAGUUCUUGUACCUGCAAGAGAUCAACCAGUUCAUCUACAUCACAGUAUACGUCAUCAUGUCUGGAACAGAAGUUAUGAGACUGUAUCUUGGUUACCUUGGCAAUCUUCAAGAACGUGUUCCUGAGCUGGCUGGCUUCUGGCUCCUGACAUUAGUUCUUCAGCUUCCACUCUGCGCAUUUAUACUGCUUAUUGGUUCAAUGCCGUUUCCUGUAGAACGUGCCGUCCACAUUGUGUUCCUGGGUUUUGUGGUCUUUGAGGUCAUAAUUGGUUACAUCGCUCUCAAAGUGAUGUCCAACCACCAAGUAAUGAAGUUCCAUCUGCAACAGUUUGAUGAUGUCAUAGAAAUGCAGAACGGUCAUCCUUACUCAGAGACCGAUCCAUUGACAUGAAGCAUUUAAUAGAACUUAGGCCAAUCUUGCAGAUGCCCCAAGGAAGGUCCCUCCAGAGAAACAUGCAGUAAAGAAGAGGUUUUAUGGGGGUUGUAGAAAGAGUGCAUUUGUAGCUUGGUGUUUAAAAUGCUUGCCUUUCAGUCCCAGGAGCGCUUUCUUUACCUAGGAUAUUACCUGGUAUAUGGUAUUUGUGUGUAGUCGAAGAGUAUAGAAACAGGAAGAGAGUAUAGUCCCAUUUGUAAAUAACUCAGUCACCUCGUUACAAUGGAAAAUCAUGAUGGAGUUGUGCGCCAACUAUGUACAAGUUUACUGGAAGUGCGGUCCACUUCAAUGGUAUGAUAAUACCAUCCUCUACGAAAGUGCUUUAUCAUGUGGAAAACAGAAAAACAAAAAAUGGUGCAGUACUGGGUAAUAAAAGCAUAAAAAUGACAGCGGGCAUCCUCCAAUAGCUGCGUAAAGUAUAGUUUUGUUUACACUUACAACAAGUGUACAGUACUAGAGUCUCUUGCUGUUUUCUGUACUCUUUGGCGCAGUGUACUCCCCUGGAAGGGAAAUGUUGCACUUCGUGCCACUUUGCCAAGUUAUGGAUCCAAAGAGUAAUGUUUAGUUUAGAAUUGACGCCAUAUAAAUUCUGGAAGUUAUAUUCAUCCAAAAAGAAAUACAGAUCAUCUAGAAAUUGUCAAAACACAAAACAACCUGAGUAAGCUCAUAAUGUUGCUGCAACAGAGUCAGUGUUGACUUGGACAGCCCUGAAACCUGUCGUAUCAAAGAUAACUUGUAAUUUGAUUGCCAAUCCCUAAUAUUGUGGUUUAAGCACAAUCUGGGCCAUACUAAGCCAUAAAACCACUCCUGUGAAUCCUGCCAGGGAUUUUUUGUUCCUGGUCCCUGACCAAUGUUCUGGUUGGGAGCCACUGCUCAAUAGAGUUAAUCAACAAAGACAAAAUGUGACUGUAAAUAUUACACUAUUUUAUUUGUAAAUAAUAAAGCAUUACAUUUUCGAAAUAAAAUGGUUCAAAUUGGUAUAUGCUUUUAGAAAAAAAUAUGGUAACUGGUCUUUUACAACAAUUCUACAUAAUUACAAUACAAUGCCUUCAUUUGCACUAAAGGUAAUUUUUAAAUACAUUCUAAAAAUAUGGGAAGAAUAUUAAUUGAACAUCACUAACUAAAGAUUGUGUAUGAGUAAAAUGCAUGCUUUACCUGUACAAAAAAUAUUACAGUAUAAUAAAUAAUGUUAAAAUAACUAAUAAAAAUAAUAAUUAUUAUAAAAAUUCCCAUAUUAUCUUAUAAUAAGUAAUGUAGAUUAAUGACUAGAACAGUUUGAAUAUCAAAUCAGGGAAUUGAAAAGGACAAUACAGUAGUUUAAAUUUUUAUUCCACACUACUAAAGAGGCUUUAUAAACCAGUGGUAAAAAAAAAACAAAAAAAA
Molecule: messenger RNA, 2115 nt
Organism: Anneissia japonica
Lineage: Eukaryota; Metazoa; Echinodermata; Crinoidea; Comatulida; Comatulidae
Product: transmembrane protein 17-like
Exons: 4
Coding region: 94-690 (198 amino acids)
Biological process (GO): non-motile cilium assembly
Cellular component (GO): ciliary transition zone
Source: RefSeq, a predicted model, not a curated record